AUGGCAUGUAUGAAACUGGGCACCAAGACAGAUGCAUUUCGACUUGAAGGACAUACUUGGCAUUGUACAAGUGGUCUUCCUAGUGAUGUUACGGUUGAGAUCGGUGAAACAACGUUCCAUCUGCAUAAGUUUCCUUUGAUUUCAAGGAGUGGCCUGUUAACAAAGGUUAUUGGAGAUAGUUUAAAUGAAGAUGAGCAUAGCAUUGUGCAUCUGGAUGAAAUACCGGGUGGAUCUAAAACUUUUGAACUUAUAGCAAGAUUUUGUUAUGAUGUAAAAAUUGAGCUCACAGCCCACAAUGUCAUCAGUCUUCGGUGUGCUGCAGAGUGCCUCGAGAUGACAGACGAGUAUGGAGCUGAAAACCUGAUUACACUAACAGAAUCCUUUCUUAUUGAAGUACUUGGCACUUGGACCGACUCCAUGAAAGCUCUUGAAAGCUGCGAGGAAGUUCUGCCUGACGCAGAAGAACUAUUUCUGGUCUCAAGAUGCAUCACUUCAUUAGCAACAAAAGCAUGUAUGCCUUUCAAUGCAGCAAUGAGUAGUAACCAUGAAAAUGGACUAACCCCAAUCGUUUGGAAUGGGAUUUCUACUUCAAAUAAAACCGAGAUAACACAUGAUGACUGGUGGUAUAAAGAUGUAUCUCUUCUCAGUUUACAUCUUUAUAAACGGGUUAUUCGUGCUAUUGCAUCACGAGGCAUGAAACCUGAGACUAUAGCCGGGUCUCUUGUCGGUUAUCUUAGAAGAUGUAUACCAUUACUGAACCGUGAGUUGGGUUUUACUGAUGCAAACCAUAUCAAAACCGUUUCUCCCUCUGAAGCAGAUCAGCGAAAUCUUUUAGAAGAUAUUGUAGAGUUACUUCCAUACCAUAAAGGGAUUGUCGCUACUGCAUUUCUUCUAAGGCUCCUUCGCACUGCCAUGAUUCUACACGUGAGUCCAUCAUGUCAAGAAAAUCUUGAGAAACGCGUUGGGUCCCAGUUGGAUUCAGCUGUUUUAGAAGACAUAUUGAUACCAAAUCAGGGGUUCAAUACAGUUGAGACUUUGUAUGACAUAGAUUGUUUUCAAAGAAUACUUGAAUACUUCAUGUCUAUAGACCAGGCUCCAAGUGCGCUAUGUUCUCCUUCCAUAGUUGAAGAGGGGUCUGAGGGUGGGAUCGGGCCACAGUCUUUGGAGUCUAUGACAUCAGUCGCCAAUCUGGUUGACGCGUUUCUUGCAGAUGUGGCAGCUGAUGUUAAUUUGAAGCUCCCACAAUUUCAGUCUCUUGCUGCUUUUGUCCCUGACUAUGCUCGCGCAUUUUCUGAUGGCAUUUACCGUGCAAUUGACAUAUUUUUCAAGGCCCAUCCUUGGCUUACAGACUGUGAGCGAGAGCAAAUGUGUAAACUUAUGAAUGUUCAAAAGCUCUCACUGGAUGCCAGCGCUCAUGCAGCUCGUAAUGAGAGGCUCCCUAUUCGUGUUAUCGUUCAAGUCCUCUUUUUUGAACAAGUACGCCUCAGAACAUCAAUUGCUGGUUGGUUUUACGUCUCUGAAAAUGAAGGUGGUGGUGUGGUUCGUUCACAGGAAAGAGGUGGUGGGAGGACAGGAAUGGGUGAUAUGAGGGAACGUGUUAUUGGGCUCGAGAAAGAGUGUGAAAGCAUGAAGUAUGAGAUACGGAAAGUGGUCAAACUCAAGAGAAGUUGGAACAUCUUUUGCAAGCGAAAAAUCAAGAGAAUUUGA
Messenger RNA from Erigeron canadensis, 1707 nucleotides. RefSeq names its product BTB/POZ domain-containing protein At5g03250-like. The record is from RefSeq and is a predicted model, not a curated record. Lineage: Eukaryota; Viridiplantae; Streptophyta; Magnoliopsida; Asterales; Asteraceae. The coding region runs from base 1 to 1707 and encodes 568 amino acids. The transcript has 4 exons. Gene Ontology annotation, molecular function: protein binding.